This is a messenger RNA of Psylliodes chrysocephalus, 357 nucleotides long. The record is from the annotation of a GenBank genome assembly. NCBI's taxonomy places the organism in Eukaryota, Metazoa, Arthropoda, Insecta, Coleoptera, Chrysomelidae.
AUGAACGUAUUAGUCAGAUUGAAAAGGAAAAUACAUUUAGUAAUUAAACCUCCAAAUAAAAAGGAAAUGAAACAAUUAGACGGUAAAAACUUAGUUUUUGAAGGAAAAGACCUGAGCCAUUUCAUCACUAGUAAAACAAAAAUAAUCUUUGAAUUGUUUGGAAUCCAUAACGUGACAGAAUAUUGUAGUGAUUCUCUAAGAAGUCAAGUGGACGCUCUUGAGGUAGUGAAUGAUACUGCAGAAAGAGGAAUUGCUCUAAUAAAGAAAUUUAACGAAUCGGUCAGAGAUGAACAACAAAAACAAUUUUUGCUGAGGGUAGUGGAGUAUCAUAAAAAAAAUAAUCACCAAGCGAACUAG